Molecule: messenger RNA, 1587 nt
Organism: Naegleria lovaniensis
Lineage: Eukaryota; Heterolobosea; Eutetramitea; Acrasida; Naegleriidae
Exons: 1
Coding region: 1-1587 (528 amino acids)
Molecular function (GO): protein binding
Source: RefSeq, a predicted model, not a curated record
AUGUUUCGAGAUGACUAUGAAAGUCAUUUGUAUGCUGUGAAAGAUAAAUCAUCCAAGAACAAACUUCUCUCAAAAACUCUCUAUCAACUCGCCCGAGCUGCUUUGAGUACUUCAGUUCCUUUCAAUAACGCCAUUGUUGAUGAUGAAUUAAAUUCAUACCGUGAUGAGUCUGAUCUCACCAUUUCCGUACAUUUUCGGGAUCAAAAGGAACCCACUCUGUAUCAUACCCAUGCAUGGAUCAUGCUUGCUAGGUGGCCACUCUUGCUCGAAUAUGCUCUCAUUAAUUUAGAGAGACCUCUCCAACGGUGUGAAGUUAUUUCAAUUGCAGAGAAUGAUGUCAUCCUUGCAAGUCUUACAACCAAUAAGGAAAUUGAAAAGUAUUAUUGCUCCAUGAAUGACAAAAUCAUGCUACAAUCUGAGUUUCGGAAUGAAAUUAAAAAGUUGAAGGAGAAGAUUGCAAUUUCAAAAGAGAGGCUCAACAGACAGAGAAAUAGUGCCGUCGUAUACGCAAAUCGAAUGGAAGCUCUAGAAAAUAUUUUGAAACAAUAUUGUGGAGAAUUGAAAGGUGAAAAAUUAUCAAUUCAUAAUACGACCUCAUCUCUAUCUGUUAUUCGACACAUUGACUUGGGUCCAUUGACUUUUGAUAAGAAUGUAUUUGAUGAUUUCAUUUACUUUUUAUACACGAGUAAGCUAGUGAAUGUGGAAGAGAAUUUUAAAAAACGUAAUAUUAAGGAGAUGAUUAUUGGAGAAGAGGUGGAGUAUUUGAAUGAGUUAUUAUGCUUAGCUGAAACUUUGGGAGUGGCGAACAUGCUAACUAUUUUGCAGUACAAGGAUGUGACAACCUUCACCCCUUACAACACAGUUUCAGUUUCAGACCAAAGUCAUAUAAAAACGGUGUUGAGUGAUGAGCUUGCAAGUUCGUUAGCCUCGUGUGUGUUUUUAGAAAAUGACCAACCAGUCAGACAAUUGGAUAAGUUAAAGAAAUCACUGUGUGACCUACGAAUCAAACAAGGAGUUCCAGAUUUUGACGAAAAUCAAGAAGUGACUGAAUUUUCAGAAUUUCCAGAGCUGAGUGAGGACGGAAUUUUGUGUCACAAAUCAUUUGUGAUGAAAAUGUGUCCAUAUGUGGAUGUUUUGAUCAACUCUAAUUUCAUUGAAGCUGAAGAGAUUCGAGAAAUGGAAGCUAGAAAUGAAAUAGCAACUGUCGAAAUUCAAUGCUCAAGCUUUGAAACUCUUGAGGAUAUUUUCCGUUAUCUUUAUUCAGGUCAUAUUACAAUUUCAAAGAGUAAUGUGUUUGAGCUGAUUGCUCAAUCUCAACGACUUGGCAUUGACAACUUGCAAGAGAGAAGUGGACAACAGCUGAAAAACAUGGAAUUUUUUGAUUUUGAAUUAAUUGAAUGUGUUUCAAUGUGCAUGUCAUUGGGAAUUGAUGAUGCCAAGAAAACAUUUGAGGAUCAAUUGUUGAACCACAUGAAAGGUUUGGUCAGAGAACGAUUAAUGACCAUGAGAGAAUUCGAGAAAUGUUUAGAAAAAUGUGGUUACGAUAAAAACUGGAUUGAAAAACAAACUAGAAACGUUAGAUACUAG